UCUGCGGGGAACCCCUGCUCCAGAACAUCCUCUUAUAAGAUUUAGGAGACCUUGGCCAAGAAUCAGCCAGAAUCACGAGCGGUGAGAUCUUCCCAUUCCUUGUUCUUGGACACGCUUUCCGAGCGUUGCCUUCAGAGAUCAAACUUCAAACUCAAGCCGCGCUGCGUCGCCGGCUGUUUCCCCGCCCAGGCGAAGGGCCGGGCAGAGCAUCACAUGUUUCAGGUCAGGCGGACCGAGAGGAGAACCCGCCUCUUUCCCUAGGAAGGUUGAAGGAAGGGGCGCGCGCCGUCAAUCAAUGAGCGGCCAGCUGAGAUCCAGAGGGGGUUGUGGCGUCGCUGGACUCACGCCCGCCAGCCUCCGACGGGAGACCAACCGACCAUGGCAGCUCUUCUGAAGAGCCUGCUUGCAGCCUCAGAGAAGGCAGCCAGGAUUGCCCAGCUGUGUCGCCAAGAAGAAGCCCUCUUUAGCUUGCUCAUUGAGGAGAAGACAGGCGUGGACAAGAACAAGAAGUUUCUGCAGGACUUCAAGACUUUGGCAGAUGUGCUGAUCCAAGAAGUCAUCAAGCAUGAUGUGGGAAAGAAGUUUCCAGAACUGCAAGAUCAUAUUCGUGGGGAGGAGUCCAACAAAUUUGAAAACGGCCUUGGGGAGACGGUGGUGGUGCAGGUUUGCCCAACCCAAGAAGGAACAGCUGCCCUCCUGCAGAAGGUCCUGGAUCGGAAGCAGACAGCUGCUGAGCUCCUGGCUGCCACCGUGCAUCAGGAGGUGGUGCUUUCAGACCCGUCCCUAGAGGAGGUGUCUGUGAUGGUCUCCCCAGAGAACCUGGCAGUGUGGAUUGAUCCCAUAGAUUCCACCAAUCAAUACAUUCGUGGGUGUGGCAAUGUGCAGCCCGUGGACGGCAUCUUUCCAUCAGGACUGCGCUCUGCAUUGGUGUUGAUCGGGGUAUACGACCGGCAGUCGGGCCAACCGGUCCUAGGCAUCAUUAAUGAGCCCUUCUUCCAAGAAGAGCUGCCAACACACAGGUGGCAAAGCAGAUACCACUGGGGCCUCUCCUACGGCAGCACCAACUUGUGCUCGCUCAGCCGGCCCCCACUGCAGCCUUCCCCGCGUGUGGUGCUGAGCAGCAACGAGAAAGAGGCCCUGCAGAAGACCUUGGCUGCUCUCUAUGGGGAGAGGCUCUGCUUCGCCUCAGGGGCUGGCUACAAGAUGCUGUGCGUAGCCUUGGGCCUGGCUGACGCCUACGUGCUCUCAGAGGGCAGCACCUUCAAGUGGGACUCCUGCGGGCCCCAUGCCAUCCUGCGGGCCCUCGGUGGAGGGAUGGUGGAUCUUUCGGGGGCCUUGCAAGCCUGGCGGGCUGGGCAACGCAAGCAGCUGCCUGAACUGACCUACAACAAGCCCAUCGAAGGCUCUCUGGGUGCUGAGCGCUGGGCCAACCAAGGGGGCCUUGUGGCCUACGUCUACCAUGAGCAUCUAGAGGCUGUGCUGGCCACUCUGGCAGCGUCAGCAGAUGAUACCUUCUGAAACUCCUGCCCUGGAGGGUGGGGGCGUGUAGCUUGGCCAGGGCAUUUCUCUCUCUCUCUCUCAGUCUCACUCUCACUCUCGUAGGAGAAAAAUGAACCAGUCACUAGGCAAGGAACUUUAUGACUCCAAUUUCUUUGAUUCCUGUGGGGACCAGUCAGUUUAGGUUAUUGGUACAAUAGAGGCAAUAUGGCAGAAUGGGAUAUGGUUGUCAUGAAUGCUGGACCCGUGCCAUUUGCCUUUUCUCUGACGAAUCAUUGAAAAUUGUACCUCCAGUGUAGAGGGGGCACUGAAGAUGGGGUGCGUGUCCUAAAUUGCCCCCGUCUUUCCUGGUGUGUUGGUCCUCUUGCACGGGUAAUAAGCAUUGUGGGAAGCACAGGAGAGAUCCGGUAAGAGUGUUGCAUCAUUUCCAUUCAUCGUUGCUCCGACCUUUACUGCCUCUGGCAUCUCACGGAGUGUGAGGUGCCCGUCUCAUCUUUGUCUCCUCAAGCCAUUUGCUGCGCAGCCAGACAUUCGUGGGGGCUUCUGCCUCUCUACCUGAUGCACAAUAUCUGGCUUAUGGAGCUUUAUAUUUAAUACAAUGAAAGAUAGGCCAGUAGCACCCUUGAGCCUCUGCUUAGAAUAUGGAUGGGAAAGGAGAGCCCACCCUCUCUCAAGAUAUUCUGUAAGAAAAUAAGGUCAGUUACAAUGAGGUCACUAAAGACUAGGCAGUCAUCAGAUCCCUUCUGUUUCCUUGAGGAGUGUCCAUACCAGACCUUUACUUGCCUGUCUUUGAGGACAUACCCCUUUGAUGGAGUAGUUCUGUGGUAGAUAAGGUGAGUGCUAGGAUGGGGAUGGCUUAUGGAAAAUUCCUUCAGAUUCUUUGGAAGGAGUCGUAUGAAUCGAACAAAUGUAACAUCGACAUAGGUAGGUAAUGGGAAUAUACCGUAAUCUGUGUUCUGGGAAUCCCAGAGCUUCCCUUCCCUGUCAAGUUGGGGUUGAUGUUUUGUGAUUUUGUAGGUCCAGAAUUUUGUGCACGCUCAAUGAAGCAGAUGCCCUAGAAUGUCUUUUAUUUCCAAAGCAGCAGCCCUUCGUGACUUUUGAAUUCUAUCUUCAAAACAGGCAGCGCUCAGCAAGAGUUCAGAGAGCAGAAAAGAAAGCCUGGCCAUCUGCCGUCCAGUCCUUGCUCCACAGCUGCUGAGAUCUCAUGGUUGCAGCAAAGGCGUGGGCAGACAUCAGCUUUGUAGGAUUUAAUUCGUUAUUUUAUUAUUAGAACCCCCUAAGUCCUAGCAGGGCUAGGUGCCAAACGGCGGGUCUGAAGUGCAGGGAGGAAGCCAUAUGCUGUUAGAAGUAGAGAACAGGUUGUCGGCUCAGCUCAGGAAUUUGUUUUCAGUGGCAGAACUGAUUCCUCAGUCCUGACUCACUCACUCACUCAGACACGCGCAUGCAUGCAUGCACUGUACGUCUGAAUCUAAUUUCUCUCCCAAGCCGUCUUACACUGUGAUCAGGUGAGGCAAUGCCCCAUAUGUGGGGCCACCUGUGCUGCCAUCUAGUGAAAGCCUUCCCUGGCAGUCACACAAUGUAUGGACCAUAGCCAUCCAUCCUGACCUCAACCCGUGCCCAUGAUGAAGCUUUUUGGUCCAGUGGCAGGGCUACUGGGUUUGUUUUGGGGAGGGAGGGGAGAAGCUAGAGUGAUUCCUGCCUGGAAAUAUGGUCCUGCAUAUGUUUAUUCAGAAGUAUUCGUGAAGGCUUUUAUGGCCGGGAUCUAAUGGUUGUUGUGGGUUUUUCGGGCUCUUUG
This is a messenger RNA of Pogona vitticeps (central bearded dragon), 3292 nucleotides long. RefSeq names its product inositol polyphosphate-1-phosphatase (gene INPP1). Gene Ontology annotation, molecular function: inositol-1,4-bisphosphate 1-phosphatase activity. The record is from RefSeq and is a predicted model, not a curated record. Lineage: Eukaryota; Metazoa; Chordata; Lepidosauria; Squamata; Agamidae. Gene Ontology annotation, biological process: phosphatidylinositol phosphate biosynthetic process.